This is a messenger RNA of Pseudoliparis swirei, 2163 nucleotides long. Its product is annotated as GRAM domain-containing protein 2B-like. The record is from RefSeq and is a predicted model, not a curated record. Bases 93 to 1349 code for a protein of 418 amino acids. The transcript has 14 exons. Lineage: Eukaryota; Metazoa; Chordata; Actinopteri; Perciformes; Liparidae.
CACACAACAAACAACUUUCCGUGCCAAAGGCUUCCUGGAGGCUUCUGUGUUGGAUCCGAUGGCCGAGAAGACGCGUACGAUAUGAAGUGAACAUGGUGCUGAUGGCCGAGCAGGCGGACAGACCAAUGACCCCGCUGCUCUCCGCCCCGGAGCAACUUUCCCACCGGGACUCCCGGGGGAAUCGGUCUGAGCUGGAUCAUGGAGGGGAGAGGAGGCCGAGGAGGCGCGCGGGGUCUCCCGUAGACCUCCAGCUGUGUCUGGACUCCAAGGCAGACCCGCCGGAGAGCAAGAGGAAACCAGCCGGCACGAGAUUGAAACCAGUGGAGCAGCCGGCUCCAGCGCCGAUUCCCAGAGACUGUGAAACAAAGUUUGAGAGGAAGAAACCACAGCACAGUCACUUAUCAAAGCCAAACGCCCAGUACCAUAAGUUAUUCAAGGAGGUCCAAAGAGAGGAGCUCCUCAAACAGAGCUACACGUGUGCCCUGCAGAGAGACAUUUUAUAUCAGGGCAAAAUGUUCCUCUCCGAUAACUGGAUCUGUUUCCACUCCAAAGUCUUUGGCAGAGACACGAAGAUUUCCAUCCCAGUGGUGUCUGUGACGUUCAUCAAAAAAACUAAGACUGCUCUGUUGGUGCCAAACGCCCUGGUGAUCGAAACAAUCAGUGACCAGCAUGUGUUUGUUUCUUUCCUCUCGCGAAACACAACCUACAAAAUCAUGAAUUCCAUCUGCCUUCAUUUGGAGGCGGAUAAGACUAGCAGCCCCGUUAUUUCCUCCUGUGAAAACAGCUUCAGGGUGAAAUGCCCCACAUUGCUUCCUUUGGACCUUUCUGAAGACUUCUCCAACCUCGAUGGAGUUGUGCAACAAAGACGUCAGGAGAUGAUGGAGAGCAGCAGCUCCGGCUCUCAAACUCCGGAUUAUGACAAAAUAACUGACUUCACCGGCCUCCCGGACACAUUUCUAAGUGCAGUGAAGAGCGCAGAAGUUUCAGUCCACGCAGACGUUCAUCUUCAGACUCAGAGCCCAAAACACGGAGCUGCCCAGAAGAACGGGUCUCCAAAGCUCAAAAGCAAGCCCUCUCAGCCCAUCUCCUUACAAGCCAUCCUGCUCCUCUAUCUGUUUCUAGUGAGCGUGCUCGUCUUGUCCUCCUGUUACAUGGCGUUCAAGAUCGUGGCUCUCGAGCACCGGUUGAACUCCUUGGUGUCCGUGGGGCAACACAUUCGUAACGAACACGCGGUGAGUCAUCGGCCUCAGGAAGAAGUGAAUGCUGAGAUUUAUGGAGAACUCUCUUCCAACUUGUUCAAGCUAGAAAAGAUUCAAAGAAACCUUCGGAAGCUACUCGAGGAGACUUAAAAGAAGACUUUUGACCGUCUGGACCGAAGCGUUGCUGUUUCACGAGAGAUGUUGGUUUAUCACUGAAUAUCAGCUUGGAUCUCGUUUGUCAAUAGAUUAGUUGCCGGACAGCUUUCUCGAAACAGAUUGAACUCUAAAUUAAAUUGUGCAAUAAUGGCUUCUUUCCUCGCUCCACUCAGGACUAUUUUAUUACUUUUUCAGAACAAAAUAUUGUGCAGGAGAGUAAACUGAGGCAGCGUUGUUGGUGAAGUGGACAUUUAGGCAUAUGUGCAGUAUUUAUCUGGGAGCUUUCAUUCUGUAUUUUUCAAGAGUGGGACUUUUUUUAAAGGUCCCAGGGUCAUAUUUAAAUGUUUUCAAAACAUUUCUUAAAAGGUCAAUUACAUUAUAUUUAUGUCAUGUGUAAUAAAUAAAAAAAUCACUCCAAUAUGGAUGUUAGUAGGAAAUAUUUUAAUGACACGGAAAGGAAACUUCUUGUUACAGUGUGUUGUAUCAGAAGAGACGAGUAGCUGCUUAUUGGAGAGGAAGUUUGCUCGUUGAAACGUUUCAUAGUUUGUUCUUGUUGUAAAUGUUUUUUAUGUAAUAGUUCAUUUAAAAGCUUCUAAGCUGAUGAUAUAUAUUUUGUAAUUGUUCCUUACUUUUCCACAGAAACUUAGAUUUUCGUGGAUGAAAAGACCUGUCAGUUAUUACAGGAGCAAUAGAAGAGAAAGCGCUUGUGCUUUUAAGCUGUGGUGGUUUGUUUACAUUUAGAUAUCAAACUGUGCCUUUUAACUAUCGUUUGUAUCGCAGUCUAGAAAUAAAUGUCUGGGAUACAGUU